Messenger RNA from Lathyrus oleraceus (garden pea), 1008 nucleotides. Its product is annotated as protein FAR-RED IMPAIRED RESPONSE 1-like. The record is from RefSeq and is a predicted model, not a curated record. The transcript has 3 exons. Lineage: Eukaryota; Viridiplantae; Streptophyta; Magnoliopsida; Fabales; Fabaceae. Bases 1 to 1008 code for a protein of 335 amino acids.
AUGGUGUACUUGCAAGUUUGUGUCAGAAUGGACAAUUCAAGCAUUUUUAUAGAAUGUGGUAGUAGUCAAGGGGAAGAUGUAGAAGUUGAUCACGGUGAUUGUGGUGGUUAUGAUGAUGACACACUUUGGGUUCCUGCAAUUGAGAUGUGUUUUUCUUGUCUAGAGGAAGUUAAAACAUAUUACCAAGAGUAUGCUUUAAAAAAGGGGUUUGGAUGGAGGAUUAGAUCAUCGAAAAAAGGAGAUGACGGGGAUAACAUCCAAAUCAAUGAUGAUGCGGGAGCAAGGAUCAACAAGACUUUUCAAUCGCUUGUUAAAGAUGCAGGAGGACAUGAAAAUAUUCCCUUUUGUGAAAAAGAUGUGAGAAAUUAUAUUAACAAAGAGCGUCGUGCAAUUGGAAAAGAAGGUGAUGGUAAGGCUUUGAUUAGUUAUUUUUGUAAAAUGAGGGAACAAAAUACAGAUUUCUUCUAUGACAUAGAUUUGGAUGAUGAUUUUCAUGUGAGGAAUGUAUUUUGGACUGAUGCAAGAAGUAGAGCCGCUUACGAAUAUUUUGGAGAUGUUGUAACUUUUGACACAACAUACUUGACUAACAAGUAUGACAUGCCUUUUGCUGCAUUCGUGGGUGUGAAUCAGCAUGGUAAAUCAAUAUUACUUGGUUGUGGAUUACUAUCAGGUGAAGACACAAAUUCUUUUGUGUGGUUAUUUAAGUCAUGGCUUCGUUGUAUGCUAGAAAAAGCAUAUUUGGGUAUUGUGACCGAUCAAUGUAAGGCUAUGAAAAAUGCUAUUGAGUUAGUCUUCCCUUCAACUCGUCAUAGGUGGUGUUUAUGGCAUAUAAUGAAAAAAAUUCCAGAAAAGCUAAGUGGAUAUGGUGAAUACAAAAGGAUCAAGUAUGCAAUGAAAGAAACAGUCUAUAAUACAUUUACAACAACUAGUUUUGAACAAAAAUGGUGUUCGUUCAUAGAAAAGUUUGAUCUCCAAGAAAAUGAUUGGUUGGGUGGGUUAUAUAUUUAG